UGCAGUGUGCCACAUAAAUGCGCAGAAACAGUCCUGUGAGCCAGCCAUGCCGCUAGACCGAAUUCCUGCCUGGAUGACCACAGUAAUCUGUGGGCUCCUACUUCUCCCACUCCAGAUCCAGGGCCAGGACCCAGCCAGCCCCAUCAGAACCACACAAUCUGGGCAGGUGCGGGGCAGCCUCAUCCAUGUGAAUGACAAUGUGGGAGUGCACACCUUCCUUGGAAUUCCCUUUGCCAAGCCACCUGUAGGACCACUGCGGUUUGCCCCUCCAGAGCCCCCUGAGCCCUGGAGUGGUAUAAGGAAUGCCACCUCCUACCCAGCCAUGUGUCUUCAAACAUCUGAUGCAAUGAAUACAAUGAUUCUGAAGCUAUCCAAACCUGCCAUCUCCAUGUCUGAAGACUGCCUUUAUCUGAACAUCUAUUCACCUGCCAGUGCCCAGGAGGGCUCUAACCUGCCUGUGAUGGUGUGGAUCCAUGGUGGUGGACUGGUUAUGGGCAUGGCUUCCUUAUAUGAUGGAUCCAGGCUGGCAGCCACUGAGAAUGUGAUGGUGGUCAUCAUCCAGUACCGCCUUGGAAUCCUAGGCUUCUUCAGCACUGAAGACCAGCAUGCCACUGGAAACUGGGGCUUCCUGGAUCAAGUGGCCGCCCUACGCUGGGUCCAACAGAAUAUCGCCCACUUCGGAGGCAACCCCGACCGUGUCACCAUUUUUGGCGAGUCUGCAGGUGGUACGAGCAUAUCCUUACAUGUCCUGUCCCCCAUGUCCCAAGGACUCUUCCAUGGGGCCAUCAUGCAGAGUGGAGUGGCCCAGACACCUGCCUUAAUCUCCAACUCCUCUGAGGUGGUUGUUAAGGUGGCCAACCUGUCUGCCUGUGAGCAGGUGGACUCAGAGGCCCUGGUGCGCUGCCUGCGGGGCAAGAGUGAAGAGGACAUGCUGGCUAUUACCAAGUCCUUCAAGAGAGCUACUGUUGUGGUGGAUGGGACCUUCCUACCCAGGCACCCCAAGGAGCUGCUGGCCUCUGCUGACUUCCACCCUGUCCCUAGCAUCAUUGGUGUCAACAAUGAUGAGUAUGGUUGGCUCCUCCCCACGAUCUUGGGAUUUGCUGACACCAUAAAGGGAAUAAAUAGACAAACCUUACCAGCUAUUAUGCAGAAUACAGUAGGACUCAUGAACCUGCCUGCUGAGUGUGCUCACCUGCUGAUGGAAGAGUACAUGGGGGACACCGAGGACCCCCAGACCCUCCAAGCCCAGUUCCAAGACAUGAUGGGAGACUUCAUAUUCGUGAUACCUGCACUGCAAGCAGCACAUUUUCAGCGUGCCCAUGCCCCUGUCUACUUCUAUGAGUUCCAACAUCCUCACAGCCUCUUCAAGGACCUCAAGCCCCCACAUGUGAAGGCUGACCACGGUGCUGAGAUUGCCUUUGUCUUUGGGUUCUCCUUUUACGGCAGCAACGCUGACUUUUCUGAGGAAGAAGAACUACUGAGCAGGAAGAUGAUGAAGUACUGGGCCAACUUUGCCCGCAAUGGGAACCCCAAUAGCGAGGAUCUGCUCCACUGGCCCAAGUUUGACCAGAAUGAGCAGUACCUACAGCUGGACAUCCAUCCUGCCGUGGGCCAGGCCCUGAAGGCCUCCAAGCUGAAGUUCUGGACCCAGACCCUGCCCCAGAAGAUCCAGGAGCUCAAAGGGGCUGAGGAGAAGCACCUACAGCCAUAGUGGUCUAUGUCAGGAGGUGUGGGCUUGAGUGCAGGUUUGGUCAACAUGAGGCACCCACAUGUUUACCAUGAAAUGCGAAUUGACUCCAAUGUUCACUUGGCCAUUCAUCCCCUCUUUAUCCAGCCAGCCACCCAACUAGCCAAUCCUUAUGAACAACUGCCUGCAUGACGUUCAUGACCAACUUGCCUGAGCACACUCUUGUUAGACACACUCAAUAAAUUCCCCCAUGGCAAUGCAA
Molecule: messenger RNA, 1949 nt
Organism: Dipodomys spectabilis (banner-tailed kangaroo rat)
Lineage: Eukaryota; Metazoa; Chordata; Mammalia; Rodentia; Heteromyidae
Product: pyrethroid hydrolase Ces2e-like
Exons: 12
Coding region: 47-1711 (554 amino acids)
Cellular component (GO): intracellular membrane-bounded organelle
Molecular function (GO): carboxylic ester hydrolase activity
Source: RefSeq, a predicted model, not a curated record